UUUAGACCCCGAUUUGAAACUUACUUGCACCUCACAUUUACUUCUCCUUCUAAACCCCUUUUGGCUUUGCACCACAGUGACAAACAUGUCUUCCCGUCGCCGUACUGAAGAAAACUUUGCAGGAAGCAGCUCUGGGUGGGACAUGCCGAGACGCACGCGAGUACCGUCGAUGCCAGUGUCGCGGGAGCGGGAACGGGAGCGGUCACGUCACCGCCUAGAGCAGCAGCGUCUCGAUGCACAUCGACGCCAGUGGAUGCAGAUGGCCAUGGCCGAGCAUGGGCUAUCGGUGUCUAAUGAAUCACUGGCCCUUGCAGCGUCCGACUUUGAUCGCAUCAUGCGCCGAACAAUGAACACAGCCACCCCUCUGGAUGGCAGCAGCAACGGCAGCAGCUCGCAGCAGUCACAGAACGUCCGCAGUCUGCCUCCACUGGCACACCUGGUGCAGGCAGCGUCUGGCAACUUUGCUACUGGCCCAGCCAGCUCGCGGCGGUCACGGAUAGAACCAGCAAACAUCCAGAAUGGCUGGGAAGUCGUGUCUGCGGGUCCCAUCGACAAUGGAGCAGAUCGCCCCCGAGCGCGCAGACGGCUGAGCAGCUCUGGUAGAGCUGGCGCAUCAUCGGCAGCAGCCACCAGCAGCAGUACCGCGCGCAGCGGCUCGCCACGUCGUCCGCUGCUGCUCCGCCCAUCCACACCGCCUCUGCCACCCACGUCGUACCAGAGCAUGCCGCAGCUUUCAAGUGCCACAUAUGCAAACCCAGAAAUGACAGACAGCAGUGUACGCACUCGUGGAGCCAAUGUGGAUAGUCAGAACGCGGCUGAGGACGAAUUUGACGAGGACGACGGAUCGGAGCUGCGGUUGCCAUUUAUCUCGGGCGACGGUCGGGUAUUGCUGUUCGGAAGCGAGGGCGACGAUGACCACGACGAUGACGACGAUGAAGAUGGCGAUGACGAUGACGACGACCUCAACGAUAGCGAAUAUGCUGGUGGUAGUGUUAGUGCGUCGGGUGCUUUCGGCUCUAGUUUUGGAGGCACUGGGUUUCCGUCAUGGGAGGACUUCACAUCCUCUUUCAACGUGCUUGGCGAGCCGCAAGAUGACUUUGACGACUGGUUCCUAUCUAGCAUGCGCGGGAGCGUCAGCAACGUGGGUGCUUCGCGGUCAUUUGGCCGGGAGAGUGCAGUUUUAAUGCCGCUUGGAGAUGCGGCUGAAGCACUACCGGAAUCACGCAGAAUGGGCACUACCGCUGCACUAGGCGCAAAGGGCAGGCAGCCACCCACCAGUGUCAAUGUGAAGCAGGAGUGGAACCGCCGUGCGGCAUGGAAGCCAUACAUCUACCAGGAGCCGGUGCCCAACCAGAACAGCCUGUAUAUGUUCGGCUCUGUACCGCAAGUCAAGCCUCUGGACAUGCUAACACGGGCCUGCGAGUCGUCACGCAUGUUCUCGAUCUCGCCUGAUGCCCGUGUGCUGAGCUUUGACUGUACCAACGCAGACGACAUGGGCCGUGGCAGCGUUGACAACAUCCUGUCUGACGACCGUUCCUUCUUCAUCACCAGCCGUGCCAAUAAUGUCAACCUGGAGUUCUCGUUCCUGUCCGACAACGGCACUCCACACCGUAACCACUGUGCCAUCGAACGCAUCCGCAUUUGCUCGCCAAAGAACAGGUAUGCAUGCACCGAACUGCUGGUGCUGGCAUCCAGUCGCCGGUGUGAUCUGAAGGAGCUUGCGCAAUACAACGACUACACCUUCGCAAUGUACGAAAAGCUGGCAAAGCGCAUCGGGCGACGCGGUGUCAAAGCGGUUGAUGCCAAUGGACCAGUACCAAUCGCCUAUUUCUGGCUGACGUACGAGGAAAACUUUGAUCAGCUGCAGGUUCUGCCGUUCAGCAAGACUUGCAAGUAUGUGUAUGUCAAGAUGAUCCGUGGCCACAUGCCCGACCAGAGAUCCAUGGCCAUCCGCCUCAUUGAGUUCCACGGCUGGGCAGGGGCACGGGCCUUUUCUGAAGUUGCUGUGUGCUGAGCACCAUUCACACCAAUGUUCAUAAAAAUAUAUUCGCGGCUGCAGCUGCUCACUUAAACGU
Molecule: messenger RNA, 2075 nt
Organism: Linderina pennispora
Lineage: Eukaryota; Fungi; Kickxellomycota; Kickxellomycetes; Kickxellales; Kickxellaceae
Exons: 1
Coding region: 266-2014 (582 amino acids)
Source: RefSeq, a predicted model, not a curated record